UUCAGUUCAUCCCCAAAACUGUCAAAGGCACAACACGCCUCAUAGACCCUGAAAUCUUAUUAUACAUCUUAUAAAUAAGUUGCCGCAUCUAGUAAUUAUUUUUUCUAUCCAGUCGUGUUUUAACCGCUCUUAAAGAGGUUCUGUCAAAACAUUACUGCCUAGUAUUCAUUUUAAGUUCGAAAAUUAUUUUCGCUAAAGGAAAGGUUUGCUGUAUACUUAUGACUCUAGAUAAAACAUUUAUGGGUGGACAUUAAAAAUACUUUAUGGUUUUAUUUUGUUAUACGAGGUGUUCGUUUCUUUGAUUAGUCUCUUCACUGUGUGUAAAAAUAAAGUACAUUUUUUUAUCUUCGGAUCAUUACGCCAAAAUGGCCCCGAAUUCAAUUCAAAAUGAUGAAGGCUUAGGAGUGGAGGUGCAACCGGAGAAUCUUACACCACCGAAACUUACACAAAUACGGCAUAAGAUAUUGUACGUUAAUUUAACGUAUUUCCUGUAUUGGCAUCUGGCGGCGCCCUAUGGAAUUUACCUGUGUUUUACAUCAGUAAAAUGGGAAACCAUUAUUUUCGGUUUUGUCGUAUUUUUGGCGGCAGAACUGGGAGUCACUGCCGGCGCCCACAGACUAUGGUCCCACAAGAGCUACAAGGCGAAAAGGCCACUGGAGAUCAUCCUUAUGCUGUUUAACUCUAUGGCCUUCCAGAACUCCAUAAUCCACUGGGCUAGAGACCAUAGACUCCACCAUAAGUACUGUGACACCGAUGCGGAUCCGUACAACGCCUCAAGAGGGUUCUUUUACUCUCACGUUGGAUGGCUGCUGACCAAGAAAAAUAAGGAAGUGUUGAAAAGGGGCAAGACCAUAGACGCUUCCGACUUGUUCAACAAUCCAGUAUUGCAGUUUCAGAAGAAGUACGCAAUCCCAGUGUUCGCGUUGUGUUGUUUCAUUCUGCCAACAGCAAUACCCAUGUAUGUAUGGGGAGAGACUUUGAACUACUCAUGGCAUGCCAACUUGUUGAGAUACACCAUAAACCUGAACGUCACAUUCCUCGUGAAUAGCGCCGCACACAUAUGGGGCUAUCGGCCUUACGACAAAAGUAUCUACCCAGCUCAAAACGUGUACGUGUCUCUGGUGACAUUGGGUGAAGGAUUCCACAACUACCACCACGUUUUCCCAUGGGAUUACAAAACGGCUGAACUCGGCAACAACAAGUUGAAUGUAACCACUUGGUUUAUCAACUUCUUUACGAAGCUUGGCUGGGCUUACGAUCUCAAAACGGUGUCGAACGAAAUAGUGAGAGCCAGGGCGAUGAGAACCGGGGAUGGCAAGGAUCUGUGGGGAUGGAAUGAUAAAGACAUCACGGAUAUGGAUAUGGAGCAUACAGAUAUAUUGUACAGCAAGACGGAGGAUUGAGAUAAAACAGCGAUGCUGGGCGCUGAGUAUUAAUAAAAUUAAGGUGUCAAGUUAACACUAUAGUGUGAAUAUUUAGUGACAAUAUAACUUCAUUAUAUUUUUAUGCGUUAGCGUGCGACAAGGUUUGUAUUUAUUAAUUUUACGACAGCAGGUGUAGAUUUUCAUGCACGCGUUUUUUUUUUAUGUGAAAAGUUAUGCAGUAUUUUAUAAGGUAGUUUUGUAAGAUUUAUUAGAACGAAAUAAUUUUGUAGAAACAGUGGCAUUGGGUAUAAUAUUUUUGUAAUAUACAAAGCCAGUUAUUUUUAAGUACAAGAAUGUGAUAAUAAAACUUUCUUAAGAUAGGACUUCAGGUAAAUUUUAGGCCUAUGAAAUAUGAAUUUUAUUACAAUAAAUAUUGUAAAUAAUUAUGCAAAAGUCAAGUAAUAAUGCUUCAUUGAAAUCAUCGUAUCUGAAUUUUCAUAAAUUACGUUUUUAAGACAUUUGUUCAAAAAUGCAUUUUCGGAGGUUGUAUACAUUGUUCGAAAGUUCAGAAUUACGGGUAAAGCCCGUAAUUCUGAACUUUCGAACCCGCACGCUUUCAUACAUGACGCCGUGCUGUAUUCUAUACGGUUUUCUUUUUUAAAUAUAGGUCAAAUCUCCUUGGAAGCGGUUUGAAUGUAUAACUUUGACUCACUAAAAAGAAAAAGAGACUGUAAUGAAUGUCUUAUAUAUGUUAUAAAUUACUUUCAACCUUAAUACUGAGUAAUAAGAAUGUGUUUUGUCAACAAAGCUAAUAUUUUAUAUUGAAGGUAUCCACAACUGUUUUUGUUAUAAUUUUGUAUGGUGUCAUCCUUCCUUCUUGAAUAAACCGUUGUACAAGA
This is a messenger RNA of Chilo suppressalis (striped riceborer), 2263 nucleotides long. The record is from the annotation of a GenBank genome assembly. Lineage: Eukaryota; Metazoa; Arthropoda; Insecta; Lepidoptera; Crambidae.